AUGGAAAGCGGUACUGUAGCCGUGCCUUACCUAGGCUCAGUUUCCAUCGAAACCUCUCGCCGUUCACCCCGGCCUGGUCCUCAAUCCAGCAAGCGCCGUACCGUUCCUCGCUCAGUUUCACAGCAACCGCAAGUCACCACCCAUACUCCACAGUCGGCAGUAUGUGUCUGUACCGUACCUAUGCUCAGUUUCACAGAGAACACGCAUUCCCCUGUCAUGUCUAUCUCUUCCCCGUUCUAUUCUACUGUCCCCAAUUUUCCCACUCCCUUGACCCCUUCUCGCAUGCUCGCUCACGCAACCGCCCAUACUUUCAGCACCGUGUGGUUUGCUUCAUUCUCUGCAGAGAAGAUUGCUCUCUUCUCGCUCAAAUCCUCAUCUUCUGUUCCAACUCUCAUUAUAUUCUUUUGCUUCCCCUUUCUCCCCGUCACCGUCACAGCCGUUCGUCGACAAAGGAAGUACUGCACACUCUGGUAG
Molecule: messenger RNA, 474 nt
Organism: Linum trigynum
Lineage: Eukaryota; Viridiplantae; Streptophyta; Magnoliopsida; Malpighiales; Linaceae
Source: the annotation of a GenBank genome assembly